GCUUUUACUCUCUCGCAGGCAUGGAGGACGAGGGACUGAAGGUUUCCCUUGUGACAGAAAUUUCGGUGGAGCUUCGGACUGACAGAGCCGAGCGCCGGAGUGGCGAAGGAGAUUUUGGAGGAAUCUCGAAAGAAAGUCUCAAUUGAUCAGCUCAAUUCGGUCGUGACGACGAAUUUGGCACGUCAGUCAGCCUUCCAGCCAACAGCCAGGCGGUCCGACAGCAGGAGGGCAAAAGAAGUAGAGAGAGGAGGAGGCGGAAGAAGAAGAAGAAGAAGAAGAGCAAGAGCACAAUCGGGAAAAAGAGCGUGAGCAGGAAAUUUUUCCGCGACUUCUUGUUUGAGUUUCCCCUUACAGUUGCUACUCGUCGUCUCUCGCAGGCUCUCUCUCUCUCUCUCUCUCGUUCUCGUUCGUCCGCACUUCCUUGCUUUUCGUCCGCUGUCUCCGGCCCCUCCGCGCUCUUCUCGCGGCUUGGUGUGCUGAUUGCGUCGUUGCUGCUGUGAGUUUGUGUCUAGCCUGUAGGCCACCUCCUCUGCACGAGCUUCGUGCUGUUUCGGUUGGCAGGACGAAAAAGGUUGGGCGCGGGCGAUGUCGUGAGAAGAGUGGCCAGGGUUAAGAGCGGGGUUAAUUUGUGUGCUUCUUCUAAGCUUCCCGUCCCCCGAAGCUGUUCGGAGUUCCGCCUGGCUGGGCUGGGCAGGGCUCGGCUUCCCUCUGCCCCUCGCUUGACUCGCUCGUGCUGGCCCGGCUCGCCGUCCCCUACUUGCCGUGCUUCAUUUUGCUUAUCUUGCCGUCCUUUUUCGCCCGCCCGGGAUUAUUUUCCCCGGUCGACUCGAGUUUUUGUGAUGUCCACCUGAAUCGCCUCUCUGACUUCUCAUCUCACUCUCCCGCUCCUCCUCUCUGUCCGAAUUGUCGCGCGAGGUGAGUGUAGAAAAAUCUGUGGAUUGUCAUGCUUGUUUCCACUCAUCCGACGUCGAGGAUGUGUCCAGCCCGUCGAAGAGCUAUUCUUCUUGCCCCUCGCAAUUCUCAGGUGAUUUCAAUUAGCGCUGCUUUGGGGUAGCUGCCGGAACGACCUGGAGACGACAGGAACUCCGUCCACAGGGGCAUGUGAGCGAAGGCGAGGUUGUAAGAUUGGUGAUGAAUGCGCAGUUGGCAGAGGAUGUGCUGCUGCGGCAUGCAAGUCACGGGGACGGGAAAUAAAUUGAUUGCGAGCCUCGGGCUGUUCGAUAGCGCGGAGUAGGGCCUAUGGCUGUGUGGUAAUCCCGUACCAAUGGAAAUGAUAGACGACAUCUCCCGAAGCUCGAGCACUUCAACUACUCCAGUUUGUUCGCUGAGAAAAUCGUUCGAUUUGCAUCUGUCUAUCAAGUGACUUCGCUUGCGGACGUCUCCUCUGUCAACACGCCAGCGCGGGCUGGCAGGUGGAUUGUUGAGCUUUUGCUGACAAUCGCACAUGCGGUCUUGUCUGUUCCUUGCGGCAUGAAAGAGAUGAGGUGAAGCCAGCAAGAGUUGAGCCUCGCAAGAUAGUUGGAGCUCGCCGUGAAGGCGGGCAGGGCAGGGCGGGCUGGAACGGGGGAAAUACAGAUUGAUGGAGCCAAGUGCGAACGAGUCCCACAUGGAUCAUUCUGCAUAUUCGCCUCAUCCAAAUCCUCUGACGAGAAAUCAAGUCGACCACGCGCAUCUUCCUUCGCCAUUGAGCUAUACCCCAUUUCCUCGCAGCGACAGGCAAUCCUACGCGACAGAUGGCUACCCUAAAGAAGCUUUUGGCCGAGAGAGUUACAACGUCCGAGGGGGGGAUGGCUUCGUUUCCGGAAGGGAGUCCUUUGGGCCGGACAGGGUAAAUUACGGAGGAACAGGCGAGGCGUUUGCUAGAGACAGAGAAUCUCUUUCGAAGGAUGCGGAUGCCUUCCACGCCCGAGGUGGAGGAGGAGGAGGGGAUACGAGAGUCCCAUAUUCCAGGGACCCGGAGAAUUGUUUAUCCGCAGCUUUUGCUAAGGACAACGAUUCCCUUAGCAACGACGACAGGAGCAGUAAGAAAGUUAAGCGCGGGGGCUGGUGGCAUGAAUCGGAGGGCGGGGAGCGGGCCUCCGAGGCGUCCAAGGACAUGGAAUCGAACCGUAAAGAUCCAGAGGGUGGAGCUGGAGGCUUUGUAGGCUCGGUGGGUGGCAUAGGAGCCUUUCGCAAUGUCGUAGGAGUCAUCUCGAGAGUGGCAGGGGGAGGCAGCGUCGGGAGCAAGAUGGGAGGCGUCGCGGACAAUUGCGGGGAGGUCGGGGGUGGAUUAGUCGUCGGCGGUGUGGUGCGUGGAGGCAGUGCAGAUGGCGACGUCGGAGGUGAUGUCGGAGACGGAGGCGGUAGCUGUGGGGGCACGGGCAUGGAUGGAGAAGUUGGAGACGAUGGUGAUGCCGAAGGCCGGGAUGGCGACAGCAGGGACAAAGGCGAGAAGGAUUGCAGCGGUAAGAAAAAGCGUGCAGAAUUGUGGCAAGAUGCCGAAAUGGACGCGUUGGUGAGUGCGUACAGGCAAAUCCAUAUGAGAUUGACCGUUGCAGGCAAGAAGGGAAAACACGUGUUCAAAUCUGCGAACGAGAAGUGGAAGGAGGUGCGAAAUUUGCUCAUCCCUCUCGGAGUGGAUCGGCAACCCAAGGAGAUCGAGCGCAAGUGGUCCAAUCUGUCUACGGCCUUCAAACAAAUUGCUGAUUGGAACAAGAAAGUCGGGAGACCGAGCUACUGGGAAUUGGACGAGAUUUCGAAGAAAGAAAAGACCAAGGCGAAAGAGCUCCCCGCGACAUUCCGCGUCCAACUGUAUGAGGCAAUGGCCGAGUUCUUGGGGGACAGAACGGCUGCGAGAAGGAGUCGUGGCUGGACGCAGUAUGAUGGCCCCGACCGAGCGCCGCUGAUGAUGGGUGCCGGCAAUGGAGUUUCAGUAGGGAGUGAGUGCUCCUCAGGUAGAGGAUGCGAUCGAGGGGAAUUCCGAAGAAUUGUCGACAUCCCGUUGCCCAUGGAUAAACUCUCCAGUCAGCCUUCCAACGACAUUAUGGACCAGAAGCGAACUCGAGUUGUACUACUUGCACCGGGGAGCUUCAACCCUCCAACAUACAUGCAUCUACGAAUGUUUGAACUUGCUCGCGAUGCACUUAUUGGUGAAGGCUACGAUGUUCUUGGAGGUUACAUGUCACCUGUUAAUGAUGCAUACGGAAAGAAGGGUUUGGCUGCUGCAGAGCACCGCAUUCGGCUGUGCCAACUAGCAUCAAAUGAAUCCCCAUUCAUAAUGGUCGAUUCCUGGGAGGCGAAGCAGACCAGCUAUCAGCGCACCCUCAUUGUGCUAAAUCGAGUGGAUCAUGCUGUCAACACCCAUGGCUUUGCCGGCGAUGAAAAGGUUCGUGUUAUGGUGCUCUGUGGAGCUGAUCUUCUGGAAUCGUUCACUGACUCCAAGGUCUGGAUUCCCGAUCAGGUGCAAAGUAUAUUCAACGAGCAUGGUGUAGUAUGCAUAUCUCGGGACGGAAAGGACGUGCGCAAAAUAAUUUUUGAGAACGACAUGCUCUAUGAGCAGAGGAGGAAUAUAAUUGUUGUGGAUGAAAUCGUGACGAACAAUAUCAGCUCCACAAAACUUCGACGAAAUCUGGAACGAGGGUUGUCUGUGAAGUACUUGACGCCAGAUAGCGUCAUCAACUACAUUAAGAUCCAUCAUCUAUAUGACCCAAAUCAAUUUUGAUGUGUGCAAGUUCACUCACUCGGUGUAAAAUCUUACGAUUGCUUGCACCUGUAGUAGGCGGAUGUAGCCUCAAUUGCUUUAGGUUUUGAAAAUGCUGUACCAUGCUCUGUUCAAGAUUCUCCUUGUGGAACAAGCCAAGCUAUCGUACUGGUGCCUUGAGCUUGUUCGCACUUGCAGCUAAUUGUAGGCAUCUGAUGCUGGAUAUUCUUUCUGGAGUGUGGAUUGCUCCACUCUUAAUUCAAUAGCCGGAGAACAUUUUAGUUCAAGAUUUGGUUCCUUGGCCCACUUUCGAGAUGGUGAAUUUUCUUCAAGAGAUGUAGAAAUGUCCACCAAGAGAUCCAAGAUUUUGUAGUAGCUAGAUUGCAAAGACGAAGUACACUGGUUUAGGUUCGCACUGGAUCAUAGAAAACCCUCAUAGAUAAAGAGUUGUGAGUGCAUGCAUGCACACUUCAAAGGGUUUGAGAUUAAAGUUUUCUAAGUUAGUAAGACAUUGUGGUCAUGUACCAUUGUACCAUAUGGAUAUAAAGUUGUAAGUAAAAUAUGGUGAUUUUUUGUGU
Messenger RNA from Marchantia polymorpha subsp. ruderalis, 4257 nucleotides. The record is from the annotation of a GenBank genome assembly. NCBI's taxonomy places the organism in Eukaryota, Viridiplantae, Streptophyta, Marchantiopsida, Marchantiales, Marchantiaceae.